Molecule: messenger RNA, 1477 nt
Organism: Notolabrus celidotus (New Zealand spotty)
Lineage: Eukaryota; Metazoa; Chordata; Actinopteri; Labriformes; Labridae
Product: sialidase-3-like
Exons: 2
Coding region: 219-1412 (397 amino acids)
Biological process (GO): oligosaccharide catabolic process; ganglioside catabolic process
Cellular component (GO): lysosome; membrane; cytoplasm
Molecular function (GO): exo-alpha-sialidase activity
Source: RefSeq, a predicted model, not a curated record
UUUAAUAAAAAAAAAAAAUCCAGUCCAAUAGUAGCUUGUCCAUCUUGUAUCAUGUAUGAUACAAGUUACUUAUCAGUGUUGAGUCACUGAGUUUUAGUAUGUGUAGUUAAGACUCCUCCCUUCUUCAAUAGCCUGAUAAAUUAUUUCAAAUCGCAAGCUGUGAUGAUCAAGGAAAAGAAAGCUGCACCCUCCUCGUUGGGAUCAUUUCAUGUGCAGACAUGGGCAACAAACCUUCAAGGCGUUAUCAACCAGAGGAAGAUGAGAGCACUGUUUUUAUUUCCAAGGAGAAUGAUGUUUACAGGAUACCUGCUCUUUUCUACGAUGGAGAUAGAAAAAUCCUGAUGGCCUUUGCAGAGAAGCGGAAGACGUCCGAUGAUGCCAGCGCAGUAGCCAUUGUCAUGAAGACAGGAAUAUUGAAGAAGGAUGAAACCACCCAUGAAGUGACAGUGAAGUGGUCAGAGCUCAAACUGUUGAAGGAGGCCAAUCUUGCUGGACACCGCCCCAUGAACCCCUGCCCGCUGUAUGAGAAAACCAGUAAGACACUCUUCCUCUUCUUCAUCUGUGUCGAAGGCACUGUUUCAGAGCUGUUCCAGAUAUGCUGCAACCGCAACAAAGCCCGUCUCUGCUACAUCACAUCUAAUGAUGGCGGACAAAGUUGGAGUGAAGUGACUGAUUUGACGGACACGCUGGAUGAAAUCAAAAGCUGGGCCACAUUUGCUGUCGGGCCAGGCCAUGGUAUCCAGACAGACGGCGGUAGAUUGAUUGUCCCAGUGUAUGGGUAUGCCUCUUGCUCCCCCUCAUGCUGCUGUUGUAUUAAAUUCUACUGUUGUACCCCAUAUGCACUCUAUCUGUACAGUGAUGAUAAGGGCAAAACAUGGCAAUUUAGCAGCAGGAUCCAAAAAGUAUCAGUUGAAUGUGAGAUGGCAGAGUUGUCUGAUGACAGAGGCCUCAAGUACAUCUACUGCAAUGCCCGCAGUAAGGGGGGCUACAGAGUAGAAGCUCUUGAUAAAAAUGAUGGGGCUGGUUUUAUCACCCUCCCACCUACUGACAAGCUUGUUGAAACAGGUGGAGGCUGUCAGGGAAGUGUGGUGUCCUUUCCUGCUCAAAGUGAAGCGGCUGGUGCAAAUGAUGAUCAGAACCAGAGCCCAAACAAGUGGCUGCUCUUCACACACCCGAGCAGUAAGUCCAAACGCACAGAUUUAGGGGUGUAUUUGAACAAAUUUCCAAGCGACCCAAAUGCAUGGAGCAAACCCUGGAUCAUUAAUAGUGGACCCAGUGCUUACUCAGACCUGGCUUACACUGGUGAUGGAUGGUUUGCUUGUCUGAUGGAGCGUGGGAAGCACAGUGAGAUUGAGCAGAUAGCCUGCAAGGUUUUCAGCUACAAUGAUGUAAAGAAGGGCAUUGAGAAGUGAAAAACUGUCACUUUAUCAUGUCACAGCAUACUCAAUGACACCAAAACAAAAACAUUUUGUUUACU